GUCUCUCUCUCUCACUCUCUCUGUCUCUGUCACUCUGAUAAAAAAGGAUUAACAGUGAAGAUGGAAACAAAAAAAUAUGCAGUGGUGGAAUUCACAGAGGACAGUGCAGUUGAAGUAGUCCCAACAUCAUGGUUGGAGGUGACCAAAGAGGGAACGUUCUGUUACUGGACGUUUGGAAACGCAAGGAAGCUUGUAAAAAAUUGCACAAUGCCAGACAAAGCAAAGUGGAGGCGGUGUUUGGUAAAAAAAAUUUGGCUAAGAACAGACUCAUACACCAAAGGUGUCCAGAAAUGCCGGCGUGUAGUGGAGACCUCAAACAUUGAAACGGAGGACAGCUCCACAAUAAACAAAAAGAGGGCACACAAAAAACCACCGAGAUUUCAGUCUGCAACAGAUUCCUCCUCAGAUGAUGAUGUUAUAGUUUUCCCAAAGGAGAAUACAAAUGUAUCAAAACCUCUUCCACCCAAAUAUCAGCCAUUCUCCAAUAUUCAUCCUCUUGACAAGGCAAAAGCAUCACUGCCAGAGUCCGGACAAUCAAGUGCGUCACAACCCUUUCAAGCUGCCUCACAGCUCCUCUUAGAAGAGCCCCAGUGUUCUUCUGAAGCAGCAACAAAGAACUAUCGCACAAAAGUAUUGCAAAAACUGCAAGAGAUUGCAGAAAACCAGCAAGACAUCCUGGCCUUGCAAAGAAGUCUACUGGCUGCUGUGGCUGUGACAGUGACAGAGGAAGGGAGGAUGUCCUGGAAAAUGGACCAUGCCAGACUGUGGAAGAACUACUAA
Molecule: messenger RNA, 780 nt
Organism: Xyrauchen texanus (razorback sucker)
Lineage: Eukaryota; Metazoa; Chordata; Actinopteri; Cypriniformes; Catostomidae
Exons: 9
Coding region: 61-780 (239 amino acids)
Source: RefSeq, a predicted model, not a curated record